Ananas comosus (pineapple) is the source of this 3595-nucleotide messenger RNA. Its product is annotated as RNA cytidine acetyltransferase 1-like. Lineage: Eukaryota; Viridiplantae; Streptophyta; Magnoliopsida; Poales; Bromeliaceae. The record is from RefSeq and is a predicted model, not a curated record. Gene Ontology annotation, cellular component: 90S preribosome; nucleolus. The transcript has 26 exons. The coding region runs from base 179 to 3259 and encodes 1026 amino acids. Gene Ontology annotation, molecular function: tRNA binding; ATP binding; 18S rRNA cytidine N-acetyltransferase activity. Gene Ontology annotation, biological process: rRNA acetylation involved in maturation of SSU-rRNA.
UAAAAAAAUUCCAACCAAAACCCUCGUCUUCUUCGUCUUUAAACCUCUUCUCCUCUCGCCACCUCCUCCUCCACCGCCGCCGCCGCCGCCACCUCCGCCGCCGCCGCCGCCGCCGCAGCCACGGCGAAGUCCUUCAUCCGCCUAUUUCGACUGGCCGGGACCGAGCUCGCCUCGGACGAUGAGGAAGAAGGUGGACGAUCGCAUCCGAACCCUAAUCGAGAAUGGCGUCAAGCUCAGGCACCGCUCUAUGUUCAUCAUCGUCGGCGACAAGUCCCGCGACCAGGUUGUGUAUCUCAACCACAUGCGCAGCAACGCAGUUGUAAAAGCUCGCUCUAAGGUACUUUGGUGCUAUAAGGAGAAAUGCGAGCUCAGCAGUGACGAGAAGAAACGGGCAAAGCAGAUAAAGAAGUGGAUACAGCAAGGAUUGAUGGACCCCAAAAGAGCAGAACUUUUCUCACUUUUUCUUCAAACUUCAGAUAUGAAAUAUUGCUUGUACAGCAAGUCUGAACAAAUUCUUGGAAACACAUUUGACAUGUGCAUACUUCAGGAUUUUGAGGCUUUGACACCUAAUCUCCUGGCAAGAAUUAUUGAGACUGUAGAGGGUGGUGGUUUGAUUGUGUUGCUGCUUCGUUCUCUUUCUUCUCUUUCUAGUCUGUACACCUUGGUCAUGGACGUGCAUGAGAGGUUUCGAACAGAGUCUCAUUCUCAGAUCACUGCUAGGUUUAAUGAGAGGUUCUUGCUAUCUGUUGCAUCAUGCAAGGCCUGUGUUGUAAUGGAUGAUGAGCUUAACAUCUUGCCGAUAUCAUCUCAUAUAAGAUCAAUUCAACCUGUACCGAUCACAGAGGAUCCUGGGGCUUUGUCACAAGGGGAGCAGGAGCUUAAGGAUUUAAAGGAGCAAUUCUGUGAGGAUUUCCCUGUUGGCCCUUUAAUUGGCAAGUGUUUCACUAUGGAUCAGGGGAAAGCAGUGAUUAAUUUUCUGGAUGCUAUUUUGGAUAAAACUCUACGGAACACCGUUGCCUUAAUAGCAGCUCGUGGGCGUGGGAAAUCAGCUGCGCUUGGUCUGGCUGUUGCAGGAGCUGUUGCUGCAGGGUAUUCAAACAUUUUUGUUACUGCUCCCAGCCCAGAAAAUCUUAAUACUUUAUUUGAGUUUGUCUGCAAGGGAAUUAAUGCUUUGGAAUACAAGGAGCAUUUGCAUUAUGAUGUGGUGAAAAGUGCUGAAGGAACGAUGCAAAUAAAUGUCUACAAGCAACAUCGCCAAACAAUCCAGUAUCUGAGGCCACAUGACCAUGGAAAGCUUUCUCAAGUUGAGCUCCUAGUUAUCGAUGAAGCUGCAGCUAUUCCGUUGCCUAUUGUAAAAUCUUUGCUUGGACCUUAUCUGGUCUUCCUCUCAUCAACUGUCAAUGGCUAUGAAGGUACUGGGCGCUCAUUGUCGUUGAAGCUUCUCCAACAAUUGGAAUCACAAAAUCACAUAACUACGCAUAAUGAUGGCCCCCUAUCUGGUAGGCUGUUCAAGAAGAUCGAAUUGAAUGAAUCUAUCAGAUAUGCCUCUGGCGAUCCAAUUGAGUCAUGGCUUAAUAGUUUACUAUGCUUGGACGUAGCCAAUUUCAUACCAAAUAUUAGCAGGUUACCUCACCCAAGAGAAUGUGAUCUUUACUAUGUCAACCGAGACACGCUUUUCUCAUAUCACAAGGAGAGUGAGAUAUUUUUGCAGCGGAUGAUGGCCCUUUAUGUUGCUUCCCAUUAUAAGAAUUCGCCGAAUGAUUUGCAAUUGAUGGCUGAUGCACCGGCUCACCACUUGUUUGUGUUGCUAGGUCCGGUUGAUGAGUCGAAAAAUCAGCUCCCAGAUAUUUUAUGUGUCAUUCAGGUUUGUCUGGAAGGACAAAUAUCACAAAAAUCCGCUAUAAAAAGUUUAAGUGAGGGCCACCUACCGUCUGGUGACCUAAUACCGUGGACAUUUUGCAAGCAAUUUCAAGACACUGUAUUCCCAAGUCUCUCAGGAGCUAGGAUAUUGAGGAUUGCUGUCCAUCCAAAUGCCUUGAGGCUUGGGUAUGGCUCAACUGCUGUGGAGCUCCUAACGAGGUAUUUCGAGGGCCAAAUGACACUUUUUGGAGAGGUCAAUGAGGAAGAAACUGAGGAUCCUAAAAUUAAAGUCACUGAAGCUUCAGAGAAGGUUGCUUUAUUAGAAGAGAGUAUAAAGCCCCGAGCAAACCUUCCUCCUCUUCUUGUGCAUCUUUGUGAACGCCCUCCUGAAAAGCUCCACUACCUUGGCGUUUCAUUUGGAUUAACAUAUAAUCUCUUCCGUUUCUGGAAGAAACAUAAUUUCUAUCCGUUCUACAUUGGCCAUAUUCCAAGUGCUGUGACUGGAGAGCAUACAUGCAUGGUCCUGAAGCCAUUGCAUAACGAUGAAACCAAAGUCAAUAAAUCCGAUGAUUGUGGAUUUCUCGAUCCGUUCUAUCAAGAUUUUAGACAGAGAUUUAGGCGACUUUUGGGCACUGCUUUUUGUGCACUUGAUUUCAAGCUUGCAAUGAGCAUUCUGGCCUCAAAGAUAAGUUUCGCAGACGAUGGACCCCCAUCAGUUGACAUGGAUGAAAAUAUUAAGCAAAUGAGGGACUUAUUGUCCCCAUAUGACAUGAAGCGGCUGCAGGCGUAUACUAACAACCUUGUCGAUUAUCGUAUGAUUCUAGAUCUUGUGCCCAUUCUAGCACAUCAGUAUUUCCAAGAGAAGCUUCCUGUAACAUUAAGUGCUCUUCAAGCCUCAGUUUUAUUCUGUAUGGGUCUGCAGAACAAAGACGUUGCUUCUCUCGCGGAAGAAAUGGGAUUAGAAAUAGGGCAGAUCCUACCGUUGUUCUUUAAGGUGAUGAAAAAAUUGUACAACUACCUCAACGAUGUUGUAUCGAUGGAAAUCGAUGCAACUUUACCUCGACUUAAAGAAGUAAGUCAGCAGGUUGCAAUGAUCCCUCACAGCAAAACGGUGGAUGAAGAUCUUAAUGAGGCAGCAAGGGAAGUAAUGGGCAAAAUGAAAGCAGAUAAAGAAGACAAACUGAAUCCAGAAUACCUACAGCAAUAUGCCAUUGCAGAUAGAGAAGGCGAUUUUGAGAAGGCUCUCCAAAAUGGAGGGAAGGUGUCUGCGAGUGGCCUAAUUAGUGUGAAAUCCGACAGGGCGAGGAGCGAUAAGCCGGGAAAUCACAAGGAGAUGGGCAAAGCCAAAAGAAAAGGAAAUGAUAGCAACAGAGGGGGAUCAAAGAAAAAGAAGUUCUAAAGGUUUCAUUUCCGAAAAUUUCGUGCGUUAAGCAGCCCAAGUCGGCGAUUUUGGAAUUAUCAUAGACAAAUCCAGUAUCAAAUUCUUUUGGGGAUCAAAUAUAAUAGGGUGUAGGCAUAAUUUAAAAAGCUGGUUCUUCGGAGAGUUUUUUGAGUUUGUUAUUUUAGAUUCGAUGAGCGAUGUAUAAUUUGUUCUUUUUCUUGCAUUAUUUUAAAGGUGUUAUGCGUUUUUCUAUUUGCUAUAAAAAUUUUUUGACCACUUUGCGUGCACUUAGGCAGAGAAAUCUGACUAUAUGAGAUUACUUCUAAAUAAUUUAUUUAUUUUGUUUUAUUUUUA